Harpegnathos saltator (Jerdon's jumping ant) is the source of this 1563-nucleotide messenger RNA. RefSeq names its product cyclin Q (gene koko). Gene Ontology annotation, biological process: regulation of transcription by RNA polymerase II. The record is from RefSeq and is a predicted model, not a curated record. The coding region runs from base 609 to 1379 and encodes 256 amino acids. Gene Ontology annotation, molecular function: cyclin-dependent protein serine/threonine kinase regulator activity. NCBI's taxonomy places the organism in Eukaryota, Metazoa, Arthropoda, Insecta, Hymenoptera, Formicidae. The transcript has 6 exons.
AUAUUUGCGCGUUCCGUGCGAAUAUUGUUUUUUUUUUUAACAUAUGCGAUGCGAGGUGUGUAAAAAAGCUAUUUCCGAUCGAACGAAACCGCAUCGGUGGCUUAGCGAAAUUCAGUGGACGCAACGAGACGCGAAUUCUCUAUCUGACUUUCCUCUCACUCUCUCCCCCUCUCUUUCCUUCGAAAUAGCACAACAAUUUGUCAUGUGUCAUUGUUUACGCACAACGUUGUAAUACGAUUGGACGCGAAAAUGAAGUGUACUACGCAUGAAAGAUCGUGCGUGUCGCGCGGUUAAAGCUAAAGUUAUCUCGAAGGUCUCGGCGGGAGCCGUUUUCGCUUGUGCACACACUUGUUUUCAGAGCCGUGACUUUUAACGCGGUACGGCGCGGCGAUAAACAUUACGCGUCACCGAUCACAUCGGGUGAUGUUGUCGAGCACAUACCGCGUACAUACUGAUUCGGCCUUGGCUAAAUCGCCGAACAUUGCGCCAAAAACGUUGCGCUCGCUCGUACCGCGUUACGAGCAUGUUACGUUCGUUCGUUGCGUCUCUCCGCGACGCAGUUCUGCCACGUGCCUUUCGCGAUUGAGGGAAAAGAAAAAUGCUCAAAAAUGAAAGAUGUAAUUGAUGUUCUUGCUAUGCAACGUGAAAAGAGAAACACAUUACAAAAGAGUAUUACAAUUGACUAUACAAAAUCAAGUGACAGCUUCACAAUUUCACGAUUUAUUUUUGAAUGUGGUUUAAAGUUAGAAGCUCAUCCACUUACAGUAGCUACUGCUGCGACGCUGUAUCAUAGAUUUAUAAAGGAAGCAACUCCACAAGGAUAUGAUAAUUAUUUGAUAGGUGCAACUUGUCUUUACUUGGCUGGUAAAGCCAAGGAUGAUACACUGAAGAUAAGAGAUGUAAUGAAUGUAUCGUAUAAUACACUUCAUAGAGGAUCUCAGCCAAUGGAUCUUGGAGAUCAAUAUUGGAGUAUGAGAGAUGCAAUUGUUCAAGCUGAGCUUCUGAUUAUGAGAAUGUUAAAGUUUCAAGUUACUCCUGUACAUCCGCAUAAGUACAUACUGCACUAUUUACGAUCUUUACAAGCAUGGUUUGGUGAAGAAGAGUGGUCCAAGUAUCCAGUUGCUAAAACUAGUAUGGCAUUGUUGCAAGAUUUUCAUCAUUCCCCAGCUAUUCUUGAUUAUCUACCGAAUUUAGUUGCAAUAGCUUGCAUUAACUUAUCAUUACAAAUUUAUGGUGUAGUUGUACCUUUAAUGGACGAAUGUGAUCAACAACCAUGGUUUAAUGUUUUCUGCAAAGAAUUAACAAGAGACAAACUGUGGGAGAUUAUGGAAAAAGUUAUGGCAGCGUAUGAUGACGAGCCUGAAACAAGAGAUAACUAAUAAGUAUACAUCUGUAUUACUAAUAAUUCCUUUCGUAAUGACUCAUUCCUUUUGUCAUAUAUAAAAUAAUUGUAUAGUUUGUAACACAUUGAAUACAAAACUAUACGUCAUGCGUAUAUUAUUAUUUGUUUAAUUAUGCGUUUAAUGUAUUAUGCUUUUGAAGAUUAAUAAAAUUUAUAAUGAA